UUUCUCUCCUUUCGCGCUGCGCAUCGAUGAGGUUCUAGCGUUCAUCGAUCUGCACAAAAAUUGUUUACAAUGGCAUCCGAAUUACUAAGUUAUGUCGACUUGAGCAAGCAGAGUCUAUGGGUUGCUGCAGGAGCCAUUGCAUUCAACCCGACAUUUUGGAAUAUUGCAGCUAGACAAGAGUAUCACAACAAGGUCAUCACGAGGCUUUUUGGAGGCAACGCAUAUUACGGUUGUUAUGCCCUAGCGGUGACGAUCUUCUCAAUCGGUAUAUUCCGUGACACACUCUUCGAACGCGCUCUGCGCGACCAACCUUCGCUCCCGCUCCUCACAGAAUCGCCACUUACAAAGCCUCUUGCUGGUGCCCUAUUUGCUAGUGGCAAUGUCCUUGUCCUCAGCAGCAUGUGGGCUCUCGGUGUCACGGGUACUUAUCUUGGCGACUACUUCGGCAUAUUGAUGGAUGAAAUGGUGACAGGUUUCCCUUUCAACGUUACCAAGUCACCAAUGUACUGGGGUAGUACAAUGAGCUUCUUGGGUACAGCCUUGUGGUUCGGCAAGCCCGCAGGAAUAUUGUUGACAUUGGAGGUGUUUGUCGCAUACUGGAUCGCCCUGAAGUUUGAAGACCCGUUCACUGCGGAAAUUUAUGCCAAGAGAGAGAGGGAACGUGCGAAAGGAAAAAAGGGCAACUAGAAUAGAAGGAAUUAUGCUAGCAGAUCAUUGUGGGUGAGUCACAUAUACGAUCUGAUGUGGUUCUCAACGAAGUAAAAUACCCGUACAUUGCGUGGAUCAUUCCGCAUUCAACAUUUAGCGGCGGCGUUGGUGGAGUUCAAAAUAUAUGCUAAGGCCUUUGGAUACAGACGUGGUAGACGCUAUAAGGACUCCAACAUCUUCACAUCGGCCACAGCGUAGUUGAUACAUUUGCGACUUCAUGCCAAGGCUUGUUUAGAUUCUUGUGUUUUGAAGACCUCAUCAUAUAAAAUUUGAAUUUUUACAUUUUGCAACGUAAUACAAAAAUGCCACACAAUUCUUAUUCAAGAAGAA
Molecule: messenger RNA, 1038 nt
Organism: Verruconis gallopava
Lineage: Eukaryota; Fungi; Ascomycota; Dothideomycetes; Venturiales; Sympoventuriaceae
Exons: 5
Coding region: 70-687 (205 amino acids)
Biological process (GO): phosphatidylcholine biosynthetic process
Molecular function (GO): S-adenosylmethionine-dependent methyltransferase activity
Source: RefSeq, a predicted model, not a curated record